Molecule: messenger RNA, 882 nt
Organism: Aureobasidium melanogenum CBS 110374
Lineage: Eukaryota; Fungi; Ascomycota; Dothideomycetes; Dothideales; Saccotheciaceae
Exons: 3
Coding region: 1-882 (293 amino acids)
Biological process (GO): vesicle-mediated transport
Molecular function (GO): protein-macromolecule adaptor activity
Source: RefSeq, a predicted model, not a curated record
AUGCAUCUUCCAGAAAAAGUCAUGGAAAUCAAGAAUCCACGUCGCAUCCUUGUGCUAGGCAGACCAGAUUGCGACAUUUCCCGCGUCGUCAAAGCUCUGACAGGUUCCGCGCCCACUCCCGAUCCAUCCACAGGCUCCCUCGCCGGCGUUACGCACGAAUGGAACAUCAAGACCGCAUACUACACGGCCAACAUCCCCAUCUGGAUCGAUGAAAUUACCGAUCUUGAAGCCUGGAAAGCCGAAUUUCUAAAACCCGAAGCCAAGGAAGUGGUAGAGGCGCUGGGCGCAUGGAUCUACUGCUUCGACAGCGGAAAGAAAGAGUCAGAAGAUGCAGCAGAGGAAGUCACAAUAUCCGAGCAAGUGGAACAAACGAUGAAGGCUGUGGAUGAGGUGGUCAAGAAGGCUUGUGGUAGCAUGUGGGAUGGCACGAAACUCGCCAUGGACCUCACACCCAGCAACAAGGGCAAACGCGCCGAUGCGGCCGACGAAAUAUGUCUGGAUCUUGGAUUUGACUAUGUGCACAUUGAUGCUGAGGGAAAGAAUGACUAUGGAGAAAAGCUAGGCUUGGAAAGAGCAAAAGAGAUACUUGAAGCAAACGAAUGGUCUGCUCAGCCUGCCGAAGACGACGACGAAGAGAACAUAGGAGACAUGGAUGAUGAGCAGGCACAAAUGAAUGCAGAGCUUUGGGGCAUGAAAGCUUCUCUGCUAGACCCAGACAACGACGAUGAAGAGGACGAGGGAAGUGCUUUACAGAUUGAGGGUAUGGAGCAGAUGAUGAGUCAAUUGAUGGCCAUCAGAGAGCAUACUGCUGGCAUGUCAGAGAAUGAGCGGAAGAGAUAUGCUGCUCGGGCUGUUGACGACCUUAUGAAGAAUUUUGACUAG